This is a messenger RNA of Chrysoperla carnea, 2171 nucleotides long. Its product is annotated as zinc finger protein 184-like. The transcript has 2 exons. Gene Ontology annotation, cellular component: nucleus. Gene Ontology annotation, molecular function: DNA-binding transcription factor activity, RNA polymerase II-specific; zinc ion binding; RNA polymerase II transcription regulatory region sequence-specific DNA binding. Gene Ontology annotation, biological process: regulation of transcription by RNA polymerase II. Bases 187 to 1467 code for a protein of 426 amino acids. NCBI's taxonomy places the organism in Eukaryota, Metazoa, Arthropoda, Insecta, Neuroptera, Chrysopidae. The record is from RefSeq and is a predicted model, not a curated record.
GUUAAAUUGAGGUAGUCAUUCAAACCCCCACCACAACUUCAUUUGUAUAUCAAAACAUACCCAGUUAAAAAAAUCAGUAAAUUACAAGCACCGUGUUGGACGGAGACAAACCAUUUUCACUUUUUAUUAGAAGAGUUGACCUUAUUAUUUUGAAAUAAUUUGUUUUGGAGUAUUUUCACACAAAAAAUGAUUGAGGAGGAUUCUUUAGUUACAUGCCCAGAAUUUUCUGAUUAUGAUAUUGACCAUAUGUGUCGAGUGUGUUUACAGGAUGGUGUCUUAAAAUCAGUAUUUUCUGAUGACGAAGUGCCAAAAUUGAGUCAAAAAAUCAAUGAAUGUGCUUCAGUUCAGGUACAAAAAGGCGAUGGUCUUCCAGAAAAUAUAUGCGACUACUGUAUCAGUGAACUAAAUUUAGCAUACUAUUUCCGAAACCAAUGUCGCAACUCAGACGCAAAAUUAAGACGAGCCUUUCUAAAGAACAAACACAGCGAUGAAUCUGGCGAAAUAAUAACUGGCGAUUUAAUCAACAUCUCAAAUAACAAUGUUCAUAUAACAGACAAUUCAAUAAAUUCCGAUAACGCUGAAAUAAUAACUGACGAAAUAAUAGACGUCUCAAAUAACAAUCAGAUGAUAAAUGACGUAUCAAAUGAAACUAACGAAACAACAAUUCCAAAUCAUGAACAAGUUCCACAACCAAUGCAAAUCGAUCCCCUCACAAUACCAAAAUCGGAACCAAAUACAGAACCAAUACCCGAAUAUUCACCCCUUUCGCAGAAUUCGUGUCUUGGCGGAAUGUAUGAUCCUGGGAAAAAUGGUCCCGAUAAUGAACUCGAUAUAAAAAUCUUAAAUGUGCAAGCAUUUGCAAGAAAUCCAAAACAUGAAUUAAGCGAUGAAGAGAAAUUUUUGAAGCAUAAUAAUCUAAAUAAUCUAGAAGGUAAAUUUAAAUGCGAACAUUGUGAUAAAACUUUUUUGUAUAUUUCCAAAUUAAAGCAACAUGUAAUCGCACAUUCGACAGAACGUCCUUAUAAGUGUGAAAUGUGUGAUAAAACCUUUAGUCGAAAAGACACACUUCAUCUACACAAAAACACACAUACAAAUUAUAAACCAUAUAGUUGUGAUAAAUGCGUUGCGAAUUUUAAGCGGCGUAAUUCCUUAAAUAAACAUUACUAUAUUCAUACAAAUAUUAAACAGUUUAAAUGUGAAAUUUGUUGUAAAUCAUUUGGUCGACGUGAUAACUUUAACGUACAUAUGAAGUCUCUACACAGUGGUGACGCGGAAAUUAAAGAAUAUAAAUGUCCGAUGUGUCCGAAAUCAUUUAAACGGUCUGAUGUGUUCACACGACAUACAAAAACACAUGAACAAUUUAAAAAGAAAUAUAUAUGUGCAAUUUGUUUGAAAACAUAUUCACGAGCGGAUGUCUUACGAGCACAUUUGAAACAGCACGUGAAGAAGUUUGAAAGUCAGCAGUGACAAAUACAACAUGAGACAAAUGUCUUGAACAUUUAUAAUAUGUUGUAAAUUAGUAUGAAGUUCAAUUAAUAAAAGUCUAAAGGCAUAUAUACACUGUUUCUAGAUUUACUUUAACUAGAUCUGUAGACUUCUCUAACUAGACCGUAGAAUGGUUUAGCUACAACUGUACUCUAUAGAUCGCCGUAGACCUAUCGACUUCUCUGCCUAGAGCUCUUUAUAGAUCUAAUUAGAUAAAAUCUGGCAACAGUGUAUAUAUAUCUUAAAAGCCCAUUAUAUAGAUCUUGUUUAGCAGAUAAAAAACUACAUUGAUACAAAUCAACUUUAAACUAAUAAAAAAAAGCGAUUUCAUAAUUUAUUAGCUGUGAUCACGUUUUCCGUACUUUAAUGCCCUUAAUUUCUGUUAAAAGGGCCCAAUGAGUUGCAAUCAAGCUUAAUUCUUGAGUAAAAUGGUUUGUUUGAUUAUUGUACAAAUAACACGAAAAAUUAACAUCUUUUGGGAUAUAAUUCAGGAAAAUUUUGUUUUUUCUAUAAAAUUUAUAAAAAUUUAGAUUGUGUAAGGUAUCCCAAUAAAAAUGUAAACAUGGAAAUGACAAGGAUAUUAUUCAUAUAAUAUUGUCUGCUAAUGUAAAUAUUUCUUUAAGAAUUCCCGAAAAACGAAGGGUCUUCGACCUCCCACAAUAUUUAUUUAUAAUGAACAAAUAAAG